UUCAGUUAAGAGGCAAUGAAGUUCCUUUUGGUAUUUUUGCUGAUCACUUUUUGUGUUUUGGAUAAAACCACUGCUAUAGACAGGAGGAAAGGGGCUACUGCUUCACCAUUUAAAACGAAGACUGGGAAAAUGGAUCCCUUGCCUUGUAACUUUUUUGCGUGGGAUAAAAAUGGAGACUACAGAAUUGAUAUACAAGAGUUUUUCGACAUGGUGAAAUACGAUCAACGACUCCUACCAGCAUUCAAGAGCGGCGACAAAGAUGGAAACGGAUUUCUGUCUCCUUCUGAGCUUCUGAAAACUCCUGUAAAUUUUGAAAAAUGUUGAAACAUCACCUCAAGAGAUAAUAAAUAUUUACAUUUUG
Messenger RNA from Saccostrea cuccullata (small rock oyster), 361 nucleotides. RefSeq lists its product as uncharacterized. The record is from RefSeq and is a predicted model, not a curated record. NCBI's taxonomy places the organism in Eukaryota, Metazoa, Mollusca, Bivalvia, Ostreida, Ostreidae. The transcript has 3 exons. Gene Ontology annotation, molecular function: calcium ion binding. Bases 16 to 324 code for a protein of 102 amino acids.